AUGGCCGUCGGACGCAGCGCAGCCCUUAAGAUCGACUGGACGAAGCUGGGCACCCAGCUGAACCUGCGCGGUUCGACCGCGGCUUCGCUGGCCGCCUUCAAGAAGCGCAACGAUGACGCGCGCCGCAAGGUGCAGGUGCUGUCGGAGCAGCCCACCACCGUCGACUUCUCCCACUACCGCAGCAUCCUGAAGAACACGGCCAUCGUCGACCAGAUCGAGAAGGAGUUCACCGCCUUCAAGCCCGCCACCUACGACGUCCAGAGGCAGAUCAAGGCCAUCGAGGCAUUCGAGGCGCAGGCCGUCAAGAGCGCCGAGGAGACCAAGGGCGCCGUCGACGCCGAGCUGCGCGAGCUGGACAAGACCCUGAAGAACAUCGAGGAGGCCAGGCCUUUCGAGGACCUCACCGUGGACGAGGUUGCCGCCGCUCGCCCCGACAUCGACCAGCGCACCGAGCAACUCAUCAAGAAGGGCCGCUGGGCCAUUCCUGGCUACAAGGAGAAGUUCGGCGACCUUUCCGUCCUCUAA
This is a messenger RNA of Lasiodiplodia theobromae, 525 nucleotides long. RefSeq names its product ATP synthase d mitochondrial protein. The transcript is spliced from 4 exons. Lineage: Eukaryota; Fungi; Ascomycota; Dothideomycetes; Botryosphaeriales; Botryosphaeriaceae. Gene Ontology annotation, molecular function: proton transmembrane transporter activity. Bases 1 to 525 code for a protein of 174 amino acids. Gene Ontology annotation, biological process: proton motive force-driven ATP synthesis. The record is from RefSeq and is a predicted model, not a curated record.